AACGUUUGUGACAAAAUAACACAAUGUGUUAAUAGAUAUAACUUACAUAUAUAUUAAUAUUUAAUUAACGUUUUCAGACUGUUAAUAUUUUGUUAAGAACAUUUAACUGAUUAUCUGUAUGCUAUACUAACUCAUCUGUAAAGUAAUGUAUUUAUAAAACUGAUUUAUUUUUAAAAGAUUAAUUAUAAAGGUUAGAUAAAGAUUUAUUUUUAAAAUUUAAAUAAAGUUCAAGUUAUCGAGUAUUUAAUGUGAUAUCUAUUCAUCGCAGUACUCGAGUUAUGCUAGCUAAUUAUUAUUUUCAAACUAUAAAAACUUUAUAUCUGAUUCGUUAUAUGUCGAAUCAAAAUUUUAAAAUACAUGCUGUUACAAAGAGCACAAAUUUAUCUGAGAAAAAAUUGUGUAAUUUGCUAUUGAAUUUCAUUAUUUUGGAAAUGAAUCUACGCCUGACUCAUUGCUGAGUUGUACUACUACACUUUUCAACGGAUGUGUCACCAGGUGCAAGUGUAAGAAGUGUAGGCAGAAGGAGCAACAUCUGUGCAAUCACGUGCUCGCUCUGGUUGCCAUUUAGCAACGGCCGGCGUGUAAACAUAUAUAGAUGGCCACCCACAACACGAUAAAUUUUAUUAAUACAGCUUUGUGCUGCUUGACCGUGUGCUUGUACUUGAGUACUACAUUUUGAAUUUUAUAUUUGAUGUAAUAAUGAUUAGCACAAUUUGAUCGAAGCGUCUCGUAAUAUGAACAGUAUUAUAUGUAUACAAAAAACAUGUGUCACAUUGACUGAAAUUAUUCUCUUGAUUUAAUAUCACAAUUACGUGUGAAAUGGGAAAGAAUUAUAAAUCUCUCAACGUGUCAUGUGCAGAUUUAAUUCCCAGAGUUGCGUAGACUUGUUAAAUUCAUUGUGACAUUCAUGGUAAUAUAGGUUAAAAUGAUAAGACAUAUCUCUUCUAUUGUGUAUCAUUUACAGAAAUAAUACAGGAACUCGACAGAGAAAUUAAUUAUUCAUGUCCUGUUCAACGUCUUGAGCGACAUUCAUUGAUUUCAAGAAACACGUUAGAAUUUUGACUGAAAAUGGCAGACGAUCCAAAUCGUGAUAUUUUACCUGUAAAGGAAGUCUCUUGUUCGGACACUAUCAGUGCUAUAGACCUCAGGGAACGUCAUCUCGUUUGCAAGCUCGAUCGCUAUGAGCUGGAGGACAAAUAUUUGCGCUUGCUCGACGAGGCGAAUAAUUUGAAGAAAUUAUCAAAUUGUCAGGAGGAUAAAAUCAAACGACUCGGCACGAAGUUGAUUCGACUGGCCAGUAAUCCAAGAUCGUGCGGAUUAGCAUUAGAUGUUGCUGAUGAUAGAACCAGGAUGGCCACGCUCGAGUUUGAAAAUGCAAAGUUGAAGGAGAAAAUUGUCGUGAUGAGGAAUCAGUUGUUGAGUCACACGAUGAGCGGUAGGUCCACGUCGCGCAGCCGUAAUAAUCUCGCCAGGCCAACAUCUUCCGGGCUCAUAACAUGCCGAAGUGAGAACAACCGCGCGAAUGCACCGUCCUGUCAGUGCAUCGUUGCCGCAGGGGACAAUGAUGACAACGAUGUGCGAAAUUAUCUCGUUAAGAUCGAGAAACUGGAGGCGCAGAAGAAAGAUAUGACGUGUCGUAUAGCGGAGUUGGAGAAGGAACUAGCUGCCACCACGGACAGUCAAAGGGAGAAAGUGGCGGAGAACGUGGAGUAUAUACGAGUUUGGCGACAGAUGAAGCAGCUGAACGAUAAGCUAACGACGGCGCAGGAGAAGAACGGCGCGUUAACUGCCGAAAUUAACGAUCUGAAAACUACUCUUAAACAAACUACGAGGAACAAUCAAGAGAUUGCCGCCGUUCUUACGUCCGAGAGAUCGCGCAUGGUUGAGAUCGAUGAGCAGCUAGUGAAAGCAAAGAACUCACAGUUCACAGUACGUGAGAAGGACGAGCAAAUACGAGAUUUAGCGAGCGAACUCAAGAUUAUGCAGCAGCAUAAUAACGAGCUUAUUGCUCUCACUUCGAAAUACGGUCAAGUCGAGGUAGAGAAUAUAGAAUUGAGGAAAAAGCUCUCCGAGCAUGUCCAGGAACAGCAGACAUUGAAGACCGCGUUCAACAACGAGCAGGCAAACAUUGCGACAUUACAGACCACCAAUGAACAAUUGCUCGCAAAACUUGCAGAAUUACAGGCAAACAUAGACACAUUGACGGUACAAUUACGAUCUCUUCAUAAGCAGAAUGAAAGGCGCGAUGCUACACCGUCGAAAAGGUUUACCGAGCAAUCCGUUGCCGUGGAGCAAUGCAAGAAGUGUUGCGAGAUGUAUGACAGAAUUAUGCAGUUGGAGGAGAAGACUGCUGGCAAAUCUCACCAUUCGGUUGACAAAUCGGUUCAAACGACAAUCGUAACGACUGUUAGCACAAGGGAGCAGAGCACGAUGAUAAAUGUGGAGAACGAGGAGAAGGCGCGCUUGCACUCGCCGUUGAAGGAAUGGAAGAAGGUGCAGGAAGCAAAUGGCACGAGCAUCCUGUCGCGGGAGAAAAUAUUGAAACUGCUGGAUCAGGCGCAAAUUAACACGCCUCUGGACGCGUCGAGGAUCACUCCUGGGAAGGAGGAAUAUGCGGGCAUCCUGGAUGCAUCUCAGAGGCACAGUUGUCAAGAAAUAUCUUCUCUAAUGCUUCGUGACGAAUCGAACCCUGUAGAGCCGAGUUCACGAAAAGGACUCGCAAAUUUGGAAAAUCCGAAUGUGACUUUAAGUCAAAUUCUUCUAGUUCUGUUCGACGCUUUGCAGGAAUACAUGUCGUUGAAUAAUGCCGGCGAUAGAGUACUUUUGAACCAACAGGUGUACGUGGAUUCGCUAAUCGAUGUCAAUAACAACAAUCUUAUCACAACGACUGUUCGUGGUAUUAAGCAAAAUUAUUUUAGUACAGAAAAUGUUAAUAACUGUGCGAAAGACUGUAUGACAGGCGCUGGAAGUUACGUCCAUGAGAGUGUGCAGACGAGCGAUUGUAUCUGCAGUAAUGUUAAAGACUGUUAUGCAAGUUUAAAACCAGAUCGUCGUUGUUGCACGGUUUGUACUCCCCGAUCGGUCGCUGUGUGCACCAAAGAUUGCAAGAAUCUCGCAUGCAAGGAAGUACCUGCUAUUUCUAUGAAAGAUAUUAGUUCAGCGAUGAAAGACACGCUCGACACUACUCUGUUCCCUAAGGUUUACGACAAGUGCAGAAAGUCAUCUUACCGUGAUAUCAGUAACGAUUUUUGUGUAAAAAGAGCUAUAAAGAAAAUGAAGACGUUCAAGUCACCAUGUUACCCUAAAUGUAAUUUGACGUGUCACUUACGAAAAGCAAAAGAUCCGAUAUCUAUGCAGGAGAAGCAGAAAUUACCUUGCAAAAUCGAGUGCCUGAGCGAUAGCAUAAAAUUAGCGGAAUGUCCAGCGGAGUCCUUUCCUUUAUUAAUUAGCGACAAGCAAGGUCUCAUCGAGAUCCACAUUUCGCGACUACAGCUGUUUACGUCGAUCGCGAAAAUUCCAGAAGAAGAAGAUAUAUGUAGCCUCUCCAUUUACAUAAGUUGGGACAUUUGGGGCGAGAAGACGGCCUACACGCCGAGGAUGAAAUGUCCUGACUUGGCUUUCAACUCGUCUUCCGUAUAUCGCAUAGCGGAUCUCUUCUACUUCUUCAAGAACGUGCUGUCCGAGUACCUGAUCUUUCGGGUGAACAUCGUUCGUCAAAAUGAUACCAGCCGCACCCUUGCCCGAGCGAAAGUUUCCAUCAAAGACAUACUGGAUUAUCCGCAGAACAAAUUGCAUUAUAUCGUUCCCGUGAAUAGCGUCAUCGCUUGCUUCUUCGGCGUCAAUUUUGGGCAACUGUCGCUCUGGGUUCGGCUGAGCUGCAAUGUCGACAUGGUCGAAGCUUUCAAGAGGCAAUGUGGCAUAACUUCACUGCGAGAUAUCACCCAUGCGCUUGCAGAGAAAAAGGACACGUAUGACAUACCCCAGAAGUCUCCUCCUCGAGAUUCCCCGACGUUUAUUACUACAAUAGUUUCCGAGGAUCGAGAUUCAAAGGAUACUCCUGUGCCGUCUUUAGAUUCAAAUUUUCAAUCCGGAAUUGUGAACUCGGAUGAUGAUCAUUAUUAUACUGAUUCAAAUAAUGAAGGAUUCUCUUCGCGCUUCAACGACACAAAUGAUAUGUUUGCAGAAAAUGAAAUAAUUAAGAGUCCAGAUUCUGAAACAUUGACAGAUGAUGCAAACGAGGAAAACGAUAACAAUGUUAUAGAAGAUUCAUCGAGCAUGGCGGAGUUUAAGUCUCUACUCGUGAAUGGCACUUCGUUGCUCAAAGAAGCAAGCAGCACGAUCCGCGACAUGAACGAGGUUUUCUCGGAGAAAAAUUGGAAGGAAUACAAGGAGAGGAGUCUGCUAACUUUUACCAGAACUAAAUCGUUAAACGAGGACGGGCAGGAUUAUCAUCAUGACGCUUCUACUUCUAAGCUUGAGGAGGAUACAAUAAUUAUAGAAAUAGUGAGCAUAUCCCUUUUGGAGGAAAGCUCCAUUAUUGAGGAUGACGAGGUACAUUUGCUUUAUGUAGAAUAUUCUUUUCUCGGACAUCGUGGCGAAGAUAUGGAAACGAUUUCCGUACAGAAACCACAAAUAGCUAAUCAAGAAAUGUUUUAUAAUUUUAAGAGAAAAUUUCAGAUAGAUGAACAGACACACCCCAUGGAAAGAGAGACUCUACGAACUAUGUUGGCUAAAUCUGUAAAUCCAAACAUUAAAUUUAUUAUUAUCAGCGAACCAUUACCUGAGGAAACUGAAAUUAAAGAAUGCGAAGAUAUUGGCUAUGCGACUUUUAACAUAAAAAAAUACGCGCUUAGUAAUGGCCGUAAAGAUAUAUUAUUGCCGAUCAAGGAUAAUCGAAAUGAACAAAUUGGUGUGUUGAAGAUCACGGUGUUGGGUUUGGACACCAUCCGAAAAUGUUUACCGAAUGUUAAAAGCUAUCGUUCGUAACAGAUAAUAUGACAAGUACGUAAAUGUUAAAUCAAUACCUAGAUUAUUUGUGUCGAUGUGAAAUCUAAAGAUCAAUGUUUUAUUUUAAAUGAGAAAAAAUUAAGUGUUUAACUAAAUGAUUUGUACAAGUGAAAAUUUAUUUAAAAUUGUCUACAUAAUGU
Molecule: messenger RNA, 5147 nt
Organism: Ooceraea biroi (clonal raider ant)
Lineage: Eukaryota; Metazoa; Arthropoda; Insecta; Hymenoptera; Formicidae
Source: RefSeq, a predicted model, not a curated record